AUCAUGGGUAGAUAAGAUGCAAGAAGAUCUCGUAACAUUAGCACGAACUGCAAGCGGAGUGGACCAGCUUGCUGCGAUUUAUUUGAAAAACAGGGAUUUGUAUACUGUAGAAGCCAACAACCCUCGUCAGCUAGUGGAAAUUGCAGCCAGAGACAUUGAAAAACUUCUGAGUAACAGGUCUAAAGCCUUGGUGCGCCUUGCUAAAGAAGCAGAGAAGUACCAAGCAUCACAUCAGUGGAGGGAUGAAUUUGGGAAUAAUGAUAUAAUCUAUUACAAUGCAAAAGAUGAUCAGAAUGAUCCUGAAAAGAAUGACACUGAAUCUGGCAGCCAGAGAAUCAGACCAGUAUUUGAAGAAGAUCCUGUUUUCCGGCGGCAAACAUCUUACCAACAUGCAGCAGUCCACAUACCAACAGAUAUUUAUGAAGGCUCAACGAUAGUGUUAAAUGAACUCAAUUGGACUGCAGCGUUGGAUGAUGUAUUCAAGCGGAACAGAGAAGAAGACCCCACUUUAUUAUGGCAGGUUUUUGGUAGUGCAACUGGCCUCGCUAGGUAUUACCCAGCUUCCCCAUGGGUAGACAAAAGUCGAACUCCAAACAAAAUAGAUCUGUAUGACGUUCGCAGAAGACCAUGGUAUAUCCAAGGAGCUGCAUCUCCUAAAGACAUGCUUAUUUUAGUUGAUGCGAGCGGGAGUGUCAGUGGAUUGACAUUGAAGCUGAUCCGCACCUCAGUCAUUGAGAUGUUAGAGACCUUGUCUGACGAUGACUUUGUGAAUGUAGUUUCAUUUAACAAUAAUGCUCAGAACGUCAGUUGCUUUAAUCACCUUGUCCAAGCUAACGUGAGGAACAAGAAGAAGCUGAAAGAAGCUGUCUAUAAAAUCUCUGCUAAAGGAAUUACAGAUUACAAGAAAGGCUUUAGCUAUGCUUUUGAACAGCUGCUAAAUCACAGUGUCUCUAGAGCUAACUGCAAUAAGAUUAUUAUGCUGUUUACGGAUGGUGGUGAAGAAAGAGCACAAGAAAUUUUCCAUAAAUAUAAUGAAGACAAAAAAGUACGCGUGUUCACAUUUUCUGUUGGUCAACAUAAUUAUGACAAAGGACCUAUACAGUGGAUGGCCUGUGAAAAUAAAGGUUAUUAUUAUGAAAUUCCAUCCAUUGGAGCCAUAAGAAUAAACACCCAGGAAUAUCUGGAUGUUUUGGGAAGACCAAUGGUUUUAGCUGGAGAGAAAGCCAAACAAGUCCAAUGGACAAAUGUCUAUCUGGAUGCUCUGGAGCUGGGCCUUGUGAUUACAGGAACUCUACCUGUCUUCAAUCUAACAAAGGAACAAAAUGGGAAAAUAAAUCAGCUGAUUCUUGGAGUAAUGGGGGUUGAUGUCUCUUUGGAGGACAUAAAAAAACUGACACCCCGAUUUACGCUUUGUCCAAACGGAUACUAUUUUGCAAUUGAUCCUAAUGGGUAUGUGCUACUUCAUCCAAAUCUCCAACCAAAGCAAAUUGGUGUGGGCAUACCAAAAGUUAAAUUGAGAAAAAGGAGACCCAAUGUACAGAAUCCUAAAUCCCAGGAGCCUGUUACGCUGGAUUUUCUAGAUGCUGAAUUGGAAAAUGAUAUUAAAGUUGAGAUUCGGAAAAAAAUGAUAGAUGGAGAAAGUGGAGAAAAAACAUUUGAAACGCUGGUCAAGUCCCAAGAUGAGAGAUAUAUUGAUAAAGGAAACAGAACAUAUACAUGGACUGCUGUGAAUGGCACUGAUUACAGUUUGGCAUUGGUGUUACCAUCAUACAGCUUUUAUUAUAUUAAAGCCAAAAUAGAAGAACCAAUAACUCAAGCCAGAUAUUCAGAAACACUGAAGCUUGAUCAUUUUGAUGAAGCUGGCUACACGUUUAUAGCACCAAGAGAAUACUGUAAUGAUGUAAAAAAAUCAGAAAACAACACUGAAUUUCUAUUAAAUUUCAAUGAAUUUAUUGACAGAAAUACUCCAAGCAGUCCGUCAUGUAAUACUGAUAUGGUCAUUAGAGUUUUGCUGGAUGCAGGAUUUACAAAUGAACUUGCCCAAAAUUAUUGGAGUAAACUGUCUCUUGAUGGUGUUGUUGCACAAUUUGUUGUUACGGAUGGUGGAAUUACUAGAGUGUUCCCAAAAAGGGCAGGAGAAGAUUGGUUGGAAAAUGCCGAAACUUAUGAAGUCAGCUUCUAUAAACGGAGUUUAGAUAAUGACAACUAUAUUUUCACAGCUCCAUACUACAACAAAAGUGGUGCCAAUAGCUAUGAAACUGGUAUUAUGGUAAGCAAGGCUGUGGAAAUAACAAUUAAUGGGAAGCUUCUGAAACCAGCAGUUGUUGGAAUAAAAAUUGAUGCAACCAGCUGGAUGGAAAAUUUCACAAAAACCACAAUCAAGAGCCUGUGCAACAGUGAAAUCUGUGGCUGUGAGAGAAACAGUAUGCAUGUGGACUGUGUUAUCCUUGAUGAUGGUGGAUUUCUUUUGAUGUCAAAUCGGGAUGAAUAUACACAACAGAUUGGAAGAUUCUUUGGUGAAAUUGAUCCUGGCCUGAUGCGAAACCUGAUUAACAUGUCCCUGUAUGCCUUUAACAAGUCGUAUGACUAUCAAUCGGUCUGUGAUCCCGAAGAAGAACCAAAGCAAGGAGCUGGACUUCGUUCUGCUUAUGUGCCAACAAUAACAGAUAUUUUGCAUCUAGGAUGGUGGGCUUCGGCAGCUGCCUGGUCUAUCUUACAGCAGCUGUUUUUGAGCUUGACUUUUCCACGUUUCCUUGAAGCAGCUGAUAUGGAAGAUGAUGAUUUCAGUGCUGCCCUGCCUAAAACGAGCUGUAUCACUGAGCAAACUCAGUAUUUCUUUGAAAAUGAUGAUAAAUCCUUUGGUGGGAUUGUAGACUGUAUAAACUGCUCCAGACUUUAUCAUGCAGAGAAGAUUUCAAACACCAAUCUAGUAUUCAUUAUCAGUGACAGCCAACUGCUGUGCCGCUCCUGUGACCCAAAGCCACUGAUGCAAGCGGAGAAGCCGGAUGAAGGGCCAAAUCCUUGUGAAAUGGUCAAACAACCCAGAUACAGAAAGGGUCCUGAUGUCUGUUUUGAUGAAGCCAAACAGGAAGAUUCGGCUGACUGCGGUGGUGUCUCUGGUCUGAGUCCAUCACUGUGGUCUAUGGUAGGAAUUCAGUUGGUCCUGCUUUGGCUGUUAUCUGGCAGCAGACACUGCCAGUUAUGACCUUGCUAAACCAAAACCUGCAUAACUUAAUCAAGACCUGGCCAAAACGAUAGCCUCAGUUUCAUUUUAAAAAGGGUCAGCUAUUCAGACAGCAGCAGAACAGCAGUGCUCAUGUCUGGUUAUCACUCGUUGUAAGACUCAUAAAGGCACCCACAGUGGCUGCAUGUUGGAGUGUCGGAUCCUUAAACGUGUGUGAAUGCUGCAUCAUCUAUGCCAUCCGAACAGAAUUCUGUACGUGCUCCAUUGGGGAAUCUAAGAUUAUUACUUUUUUUUCGUUUGUUUGUUGUUGUAAUCUUGAUGACUUCAUGUAAAAGGGCUCCCCUGACAAUAGGUUAUGUAUAUGAUUUUCAUUUCUUUUAACCUUUGGACAUCUUGAAGAUUUAUAUUCUUUUACAUGAACAGUUAUUUAAAAAAAAAAAAAAAAAAAAAAAGAAAACGUACUCCCCAAUAUACAUUACUAGCACCAUGAUGGGUGCUUUGAACAUCAGUUUUGUCCAAACUACUUGAGUAAAAUGAAAAUAUUGGCUAGUCUUCAUCAGAAGUUCAACAUGAUUGAAAUGCUUUAUGAUGAGUGGUUUAUUCUUCCAAAAUGAAUCAUGUAGCCAGCUAGGUUUUGGAAGGUUGAUAAAUUGUUAGUUUGAAGGAAGGAAGGAAACAAACUUCUGUUUUUAAAAAUAUAAAGGUGCUUGAGAGUUUAACUAAAAAGUGAUUCUCAUCUUAAACUUGGUGUCAUCUUUUGUCAGAAAAAUGUUAAUUUCAAUGUAAUAUUCACCUCCUUUUCACAAUGCAGUUAUAUAUAAAGCUAGUAGAAUCCUUCAAAGGCUCAAACAAAAACGCUUGUGAAUAAAAAAUGUCUUUGUGAUAUUUGAACGUUGGUUUCCAAGGGUAUUUUGCAUGAUGAUGAUGCUAUGUUAUUGUUUUUCAGUUUGUUUUCUUUGAUGGUAGAGUAUAGUCCAUUGAAAAGGUAACUGAGUGAUUCUUUUGUGUGAGAAACUGAACAUUGCAAUGUGUUGCAAUCAAAUCAUAUUAAAUUAUAUUAUGAAACAGAGCUCUGAAUAUACUGUGCAAUGAAAAGCUGAGAAAAUAGGGUAAAUUUAGCUAUUGUAACAAAAGGGUUGAGUUGGAUUUUUUACAGAAUAGUGAUCUCACAUGAAAACCUGUGUACAGAUAUUUUAAGUAUAUAAAAAUCAGAUUUAACACAUUUAUUUUUGGAAGUAUAUGUUCUCUAAGGUUCAUAUCAGGUUCCCCCUUUGUUUCCUUCAUAUAAGCACCCAUAAUAUUAAAACUUUUGCUGUUGCUAUUUAUUAUUGAAAAUAGCAUACUUAACAGCAAAAUGUCCUGGUUGCUGAGAUUAGAAAAAAUCUAAACAAAUGGGGAGCCUUGAAUCUAUAUGUAUGCACAUUGAUACUUGAUUGUGAAUAAUAAUUUUAGAAGUUGUUUUUAUACAACCUCAUUGGUGAUACAGAUUGGUGCAGUAAAUUACAAUAUUAAAGUGUAGCAUAGUGUUGAUGCAAAAUAUGAUUUGUGCUUUUUUUCUAGUUUUCAGAACUAAACAGUAUUGCAAGACAGCUAAACCAAUCAAUGUGCAACUCCGCUGGUAUUGUACAAUUCUGCUAACCACUGCAAUAUGCAAAUAUUAACAUGGCACAAUACUCUAGCUCUUUAAAAAAAUAAGAAAAUGCAAAGCAUUGGUAUGUAUAUGCUGGCAAUUGAUUGGUAUAAUUUUGAUCAUGCCAAAAGCUUAAAGAAAUAAUUGGGCAUGCAUUAAUAUCCUAUGAAAACUGAAGAAGCUACUCAAAGCCAUGGCAUGGCUUAAAAGAUCAGUUGUCUACUGUAGUUGUACCCAUGGCUGGUUCGUUGUUUUUCUCAUGUACCUUGGCUCCAGCUAUGUAUUUUCUCAUGUUUGGGAAUACAGUGAGUGAAAACAAUAAAACCUGACCUUUUGUUCAGCGAUCAGAUUUAGCUUUUUAAAAAAAUAUCUCUAGUAAAGUCAUGGGGUUAAAAGUACGAUCAACUGUGUUGGAUGACUUCAGGUCUUCCUCAGGGAAGGUGAGCUAAUUUUGAUAAUACGGGUGAAGGUAAUCUUGGAGCUCUUCCUUCCAGUCAUAUUACUGCACUUCUCUUCACCCUAUCACCAGUUACCACCUGAUAAAAAAUUGGUUUGAGUCUUUCUAAUGCUGAGACUGCAUCCUGUAUUUUUCCUUAACGUGGUCAAUUGAAAUUUUAUGGGAGAAAAAAGUUUUGUAGGAUUAGGCCAAUACUUAUUACACUCAUAGCUUUUACUCUAAGAUUACUUAAAAUGCAUAUUAGUUGCAUUUUGCUUUUUUACUUUCUUGAAAGAUUGUCAGUAUAUUAAGUUCUUUAUAGUUUUCACUUAGCUUCCCAAAAGAAACCCUUCAUGGAAAAGUUACAUUAUUUAACAUUUUGGAACAAUUUGCUUAUGCUGGUAGGCCAUAUUUUGAGCUACUUAAUAAACAUUCGAUUAGAGUCUGUAGGCAGAAAGAAAGAUGGCACAAAGCCAUGCUGCCACAGAAAAACAAACGUGGCUUUUGCUCUCAUCCCACUUCCCUUAGUGCUCAAAUACAAAAGGAGGGAGAAGGCCAUGCCAUGCAGACACAUUAGCCUUCUUGGGUUAUCUGCAGAGGGAAAUGUCCUUUGUUCCUCUCCUCUGUCCCUCUCUAUGACCUGAAGAAACACGUUUCUGUAUAAACACUUAGCCUUCCAGCCAUUAUACCCGUCUCAUAGAAAACUCAGGAGCUGGCCCUCCCAGAAGGGCUUAGUACUGUCCCCAUAGAACUCAAUACUUUAAAAAAGAAAAAAAUGAAAUUUUGGCUUCUUUUUGCAGAAAGCAAUAUAUAUUUUGAUUAUAUCCAAGUGAUGGUCAAGAUUUUUUAAAAUGCACUACCUAGAUAUCUGCAAAUUACAAAACACAAAUAGAAAAUGCAAUGUGAACUUUAGCUAUCUCAAAAUGUGAAUACCAGUCUGUUAGAAAUAACUUGCAUGAAUAAAUACAUAUUCUCAUGCAGAAGAGUAUCCUUAGUCUCACAUAAUGCAUAAUAGUAAUCUUCUCUUGUCUGUGAGAGAAGAAACUUGAUCCUAGGCUUUAAAUUGAGACAUUUUCAAAUUACAAUAUGUUGUAAAAAGUUUGUUGUUUUUUUUUUUAAAGCCAGUUAAAAAGCUGUGUUGAUAUUUGCUCAGAUCCUUUAAAUAGCACUAAGGGAACUGUUGGGACUGUUUCAGUUUACACAGAAGUCAUGCAGCCUACUGUAUGUCUGACAAAUAACCACCAUUACAGUUGUUACAGCAUGGUACUGUGCAAAACAUGAUCUGAGGACUUAACAUGAAAGGUUUCUUUCUAGUUUUUCAUUUAAACAACCAGCAUUACUGCCAAAACACUGACUGUGGUCCAUAUUUGUAACAGGUUUUUAACACGACAUAGCAGGUUUAAUUGACAAGAUUUUUAGGUCCUAUACCUUUAAGACUUUAGUAUGAUCUUUUUCAUGUUUCUAAUGCUUGAGGCUUUACUGCUUAACUUGACAAAAAACAGUGUUGCUGCCAUUUAUAAGUUUUCCUAUAAUAUUCCUUUUACUAACUUAAAAACUGGCCUUACUGGGUUCAAAUAGGCAGUAUCCCUUUUAAGUGACCUUUGCAACCCAAGUGUUACUUGCUGUGGUUUUUCGGUAUCACUGAAGAGACAUUAAGACCUUUUGUUCCCAUUAACACUUAAGCUCAGAAAACGUGCUUAGUAUGUCUUAAUUUCAAAACACCACCUCAGUCCCACCGGUCCUAAAAAGUCAGAUGCUAGCACACUGGUUAUUAAGAAGUAUAUUAAUGCCUACAAGGCACUGCAAUGCACUCGGGUGUUUUCGGAAUGUUGACUGAAGGUGAAAUCUUAAUAACUCCUUCCUUAGGAUAAAUUUUAUCCUAGCUUCAUCAGACAUCCAAGCCUUUAACAAAGGCCAGAUUUUUCUUUUUUUUUCAAACCACAAUGUUAAUAUUGUUAAUACGCAUUGUACACUACUGUAAAAAGAUUAAAACAAAGUGUCUGAAAACAAUUCAAGAGUUUUGAAAAGUUAGCCUCACCCUCUUCCCAGCUACUUGCAUCUGUCCUGUUUAUGGUUUAAAACAAAAACAUCAUCUUGAAGAAAUAAUUUCACUGAGGCUAAAGGGAUACUGUCUUGUUCAGAUGCCAUGAAAUUGCGAUUGUGAUCUGACAAAGCUGUCUUCUCUUCUUGUGUUGUAUGGAAUGUCUGGAUCAUGCUUUCUGGGAUAUUUUUAUUGAAAUGCUCAGUGUGCGUUUCUGCAAAAAAAGGCUUGAUUGCUCUUACAAGGCAAGCAGGUCUUUCUCCCUUUUCUUGUGUUCUCUUGACACUUUUGUGGAACUUGACAAGCCUGGAAAAAUAAUUUUUUUGUAAAAAUUUGUACAAUAAUGUUAUAAAAAGUUUAUAAUCCUAGAACUGUUGUGCUAAUUCUUGUGCAAAAACAGUAUAUUCAGAAUAAAAGUUUAUCAUUUAAAAUCAA
Molecule: messenger RNA, 7726 nt
Organism: Pygoscelis adeliae (Adelie penguin)
Lineage: Eukaryota; Metazoa; Chordata; Aves; Sphenisciformes; Spheniscidae
Gene: CACNA2D1
Product: calcium channel, voltage-dependent, alpha 2/delta subunit 1
Exons: 38
Coding region: 17-3205 (1062 amino acids)
Cellular component (GO): L-type voltage-gated calcium channel complex
Molecular function (GO): voltage-gated calcium channel activity
Source: RefSeq, a predicted model, not a curated record